Messenger RNA from Hippopotamus amphibius kiboko, 938 nucleotides. RefSeq names its product olfactory receptor 5AK2-like. The record is from RefSeq and is a predicted model, not a curated record. Gene Ontology annotation, molecular function: olfactory receptor activity; G protein-coupled receptor activity; odorant binding. Bases 1 to 930 code for a protein of 309 amino acids. NCBI's taxonomy places the organism in Eukaryota, Metazoa, Chordata, Mammalia, Artiodactyla, Hippopotamidae. The transcript has a single exon. Gene Ontology annotation, cellular component: membrane. Gene Ontology annotation, biological process: sensory perception of smell; G protein-coupled receptor signaling pathway.
AUGACACAAGGAAAUAACACUGAAAUGACUGAAUUCUUUCUCCUGGGAUUUGGUUCCGGACACAAGUAUUGGUAUGUCCUCUUCACUGUAUUUCUAGUCAACUAUGUGACCUCCAUGGUGGGUAAUAUUGGAAUGAUCCUACUCAUCAACACAGAUUCCAGACUCCAAACCCCCAUGUACUUCUUCCUACAGCAUUUGGCUUUUGUUGACAUCUGUUAUACCUCUGCUAUCACUCCCAAGAUGCUGCAAAACUUCAUAGAAGAAAACAAAUCAAUAUCAUUCAAGGGUUGUGUCAUGCAGUUAUUGGUUUAUGCAACAUUUGCGACCAGUGACUGUUACCUCCUGGCUGCUAUGGCAGUGGACCGUUAUGUGGCCAUCUGUAACCCACUUCACUAUCCCAUCGUCAUGUCCCAAAGAGUCUGCAUCCAGUUGGUAGUUGCUUCAUAUGUCAUGGGCUCAAUAAAUGCUUCUGUGCACACAGGGUUUACAUUUUCACUGGUCUUCUGCAAGGGCAAUACCAUCAAUCACUUUUUCUGUGAUGUUCCUCCAAUUCUCACCCUUUCAUGCUCCAACAUUGACAUCAACAUCAUGCUACUUUUUGUCUUUGUGGGAUUUAACUUGAUGUUCACCGUGGUCCUCGUCAUAUUUUCCUACGGGAAUAUCAUAGCUGCCAUCUUAAAGAUCUCUUCUGCUGCAGGGAGGAAAAAAGCCUUCUCCACCUGUACCUCCCACCUGACAGCUGUGACCAUUUUCUAUGGAACCCUCUCUUACAUGUACUUACAGGCUCAUUCUAAUAAUUCCCAGGAGAAUAUGAAAGUGGCCUCUGUAUUUUAUGGCAUUGUGAUUCCCAUGUUGAACCCCCUGAUCUACAGUUUGAGAAAUAAGGAGGUAAAGGAAGCUCUAAAAGUGAUGAAGAAAAAAUUCUUCUAGAUUGGACC